Lates calcarifer (barramundi perch) is the source of this 2066-nucleotide messenger RNA. It is a transcript of the gene jmjd6, whose product is annotated as jumonji domain containing 6, arginine demethylase and lysine hydroxylase. The transcript is spliced from 7 exons. Lineage: Eukaryota; Metazoa; Chordata; Actinopteri; Centropomidae. The record is from RefSeq and is a predicted model, not a curated record. Bases 314 to 1525 code for a protein of 403 amino acids. Gene Ontology annotation, biological process: phagocytosis. Gene Ontology annotation, molecular function: P-TEFb complex binding; histone H4R3 demethylase activity. Gene Ontology annotation, cellular component: nucleus; cytoplasm.
GGUGCUAAUUACGUCAGUCAGUUGCAAAAGCAUUGUGUCGCCAGGUAGCUAGCCGCUCCUGAGGUUUUAGCUGUUUAUGAAAUUAUAACACCAGGCAGAAAUUUAGAGUGUUCUCAUUUCAGUGAUUAUAGAUUUGGGGACGAGCUCAACACAUUAACCGACUUUUGGGUUUGUUGUCUUAUUAAAGUGAAAGCUGAGGGUGUGGGAGCAGCGCAGCUAGCCGGCUACCAGCGCAGGCUAGUGAAUGUGUUUGUGUGACAGCCCCGGGUUAGCUCGAUAGCUAGCUGAGCAGCGAUAAAACCAGGAAGGAGGAAUGAACCAUAAGAGUAAGAAGAGGAUUAAAGAGGCGAAACGGAGCGCCAGACCCGAGCUGAAGGAUUCAUUAGACUGGAUAAAACACGGCUAUCAUGAGACUUUCGACCUGUCACACCGCACCGUGAAGGACAACGUAGAGCGUGUGGACGCCCUCCACAUCAGCCCUGAAGAGUUCAUCCAGCGCUUCGAGCGCCCCUACAAACCCGUUGUCCUCCUGAACUGCCAGGAGAACUGGCCCGCCCGAGAGAAAUGGACUCUGGAGCGCCUCAAACGCAAAUACCGCAACCAGAAGUUCAAGUGCGGGGAGGACAACGACGGAUACUCUGUGAAGAUGAAGAUGAAGUACUACGUGGAGUACCUGGAGAGCACCAGGGACGACAGCCCGCUCUACAUCUUCGACAGCAGCUACGGUGAACACGCCAAACGCCGGAAGCUGCUGGAGGACUACCAGGUCCCGGUCUUCUUCACCGACGACCUGUUCCAGUUUGCAGGAGAGAAACGCAGACCUCCGUACAGGUGGUUCGUGAUGGGCCCGGCUCGCUCCGGCACCGGCAUCCACAUCGACCCGCUGGGCACCAGCGCCUGGAACGCCCUGGUUCAGGGUCACAAGAGGUGGUGCCUGUUCCCCACCAACACCCCCCGAGAGCUGAUCAAGGUGACCAGAGAGGACGGAGGCAACCAGCAGGACGAGGCUAUCACCUGGUUCAACGUGGUCUAUCCCCGCACGCAGCAGCCCAACUGGCCUCCAGAGUUCGCACCGCUGGAGAUCCUCCAGAAACCCGGGGAGACUGUUUUUGUGCCUGGUGGGUGGUGGCACGUCGUCCUCAACCUGGACACCACGAUCGCCGUCACCCAGAACUUUGCCAGCACGACCAACUUCCCCAUCGUGUGGCACAAGACUGUCCGAGGACGACCCAAACUGUCCAGGAAGUGGUACCGCAUCCUGAAGCAGGAGAGGCCCGACCUGGCAGCGCUCGCAGACAAAGUGGACCUGCAGGAGUCGACGGGCAUCGCAUCAGACAGCUCCAGUGACUCUUCAUCAUCGUCAUCCUCCAGCUCGUCUGACUCCGACUCUGACGCAGAGUCCGGCUCUGAGGGCGACGCCAUGUCCCACCGCAGGAAGAAGAGACGCACCUGCGGGAUGACCGCCAACGGAGACACCAGCAGCCAGGACGACUGCGUCAGCAAGGAGAGGAGCUCGUCACGGUGACCUCCACCUCCACCCCCGCCGCCUCCCUCGCCAUCACUCCUGUACCCACAAACAGACCCACAACUCCAGCUGCUUCUCGUCUAGUCUAGGUAAAAGAGUGGCUGCCAUCAGAGACAAGAUGGCUGCCGCUGAGAGGAGAGGUGUAGAUAAAGGCGGAGGGUGGACUGGGGCGUGGGCCUGCUGGACACCUGCCACCACUGUGCUUUUCAACACCAAUCGAUAUCUGUUUGUCUCUGUAGCUUCUGUAGUGUGAGGACGUGGAGAGAGGAGGAGGUGGAGUAACAGACGGCACUACGUCGGUCUGAGGUCGGUCACACGGUGCCUUCCGUCUGCCUUUCCGGUGAAGGUCUCUGUCUCCGCUCGAAGGUUUUCUCCUCCCCGUCGUCCGGGCCGAGGUUCGCUGAACGUUCGUGUGGAUGCUGAAUCUCCUGCGCAGGUUAGAUGAUGAUGAAGUGAGGACGAGGAGCCUCGGCGCUCAGAGAGACCCGGAUGUGAUGAAUUUCAUUUUGUUGGUGAAUAAAAUCUUUUCUAUGACUCGAAA